This is a messenger RNA of Hordeum vulgare subsp. vulgare (domesticated barley), 554 nucleotides long. Its product is annotated as cysteine proteinase inhibitor 8-like. Bases 72 to 458 code for a protein of 128 amino acids. The record is from RefSeq and is a predicted model, not a curated record. The transcript has a single exon. NCBI's taxonomy places the organism in Eukaryota, Viridiplantae, Streptophyta, Magnoliopsida, Poales, Poaceae. Gene Ontology annotation, molecular function: cysteine-type endopeptidase inhibitor activity.
ACAUCACCAAUUCACCAAACUCCCACAUAACUAUCUCAAGUCCUAAAAUUCCAUUAAGUAGUCCAAUAGCCAUGAGGACAUCUAGCUUUCUCGUCAUCAUCGUUGUUGUGUUCCUCUACGCCAUCAGCUCACCCGCUACAGGCUGUGGGGAACGGAUAGGCAACCAGUUGUGGAGCACAACAAUAGAUAAUGGAUGGGAACCAAUUGGAAACAUCAAUGAAAAACACAUCCAAGAGCUCGGCAGUUGGGCAGUGUUGGAGUUCAUUAAGCAUGUCAACUGUGUGCUUAAGUUCAACAAGGUGGUGAGUGGCAGACAACAACUUGUGUCUGGAAUGAACUACGAACUCAUCAUCAACGCAUCAGAUUUUGACGGGAAAGACGGUAAGUACAAGGCAGAGGUGUACGAGCAGAAGUGGACUAGCAAACGCGAGCUCCUCUCAUUCACCAAGGUGAACUAGGCGGUUGCAGUGUCGGUAUUAAUAAUUGUGAUGUUGCAAAUUUGUUAUGUGUGUUUGUUUAUCGACUAAUAAAUUAUCCUCUUGCAAUGUUGUCCA